AUGGACGAAAGGUUGAAGAAACAAGAAGAUAGAUGCCAUGGAAUGGAAGAGUCCAUAGCUUCUCUUAGGUCUAAAUCAAAAGUUGCUGUGGAGACUAAGGAGGAUGCUGCUAACCUUUGUGAAUUGGUGGAACUUAAGCUGUGGAAGGUAAAGUUGUUAAUCCACGAUUCUGCCGAUUCACAUGUUAAAAAAGGUAUAAGGGAGAUGGCUACCAAAGCUGGGCUUACGGUGAAGGUGGUGAAGGAUGUUGUGAUGAUGGAACACUAA
Prunus armeniaca (apricot) is the source of this 267-nucleotide messenger RNA. NCBI's taxonomy places the organism in Eukaryota, Viridiplantae, Streptophyta, Magnoliopsida, Rosales, Rosaceae. The record is from the annotation of a GenBank genome assembly.